Molecule: messenger RNA, 1053 nt
Organism: Hyposmocoma kahamanoa
Lineage: Eukaryota; Metazoa; Arthropoda; Insecta; Lepidoptera; Cosmopterigidae
Product: glycine N-methyltransferase
Exons: 6
Coding region: 149-1036 (295 amino acids)
Biological process (GO): protein homotetramerization; one-carbon metabolic process; S-adenosylmethionine metabolic process
Cellular component (GO): cytosol
Molecular function (GO): S-adenosyl-L-methionine binding; glycine N-methyltransferase activity; identical protein binding
Source: RefSeq, a predicted model, not a curated record
GUAUAAGUAUAUAGCCUAUAAUCUAACUAAAUGAACCUUCACCUUCUCAUACAGGAGCGAAUCAUUGGCGUUCGUAUAGCUCUCAUUCAUUGUAACUUCGUAGACGCUACUUUUAGGAUAUUUAGCUUAAAUAAGUGCCUAGGCCAGAAUGUCAUCGGACCAAGUAUUUCACGCGCGAUCGGAAGGUAUACCCUCAGAGGGAGUCAAGGAUCAAUACGCAGAUGGAAAGGCCGCUAGGAUAUGGAAGAAAUUCAUUGGAGACAUCAAUCAGAGAACACAAAACUAUAAGGACUUUUUAAUUGGCUUGCUCAAGACACAUGGUUGCGAGAGGGUAUUGGAUGCUGCUUGUGGCACUGGAAUAGACUCAAUGAUGCUCGUGGACGAAGGCUUCAAAGUGGUGUCAGUGGACGCUUCGGAUAAGAUGUUGAAGUAUGCGCUUAAGGCGCGAUGGGAGAACAGAAAGAAUCCCAACUACGAUCAGUGGAUAAUCGAAGAAGCAAACUGGGAGACGUUACCACAAGACGUACAUAGAUUCCUGCCCGGCGUUUUGUUCGACGCAGUUAUCUGCCUUGGAAAUUCAUUCCCUCAUCUCCUGGACGAAUAUGGUGACCAGCGUAUGCAGAAAAUGUGCCUGGAAAACUUCGCCAAAUGCUUAAAACCUGGAGGUCUAUUGAUCAUUGAUCAUAGAAAUUAUGACGCGAUGUUGAACAGCGGUGCCACGCCCGGUCAUUCCAUAUACUACAAUGCUAAUACUAUGUAUCCGGUGGAUAUAAAGACGUCGGUGCUAGUGGUGGCAGGCAAACCCCAGCUGAUCGCCCUCGACUACUGCAUUGACGCCACUGCCGACGCCGAAUUCAACGAAAAAUCUGAGUUCCGCCUCUGCUACUAUCCGCAUACAUUAGACAAGUUCACCGAGAUGCUGGACGAGGCCUUCGGAGGACAUGUGGAGCACAAAAUCUACGGCGAUUUCAAGCCUCUCGAGUUGCAUCCUGAUCCAGGAUUCUAUAUUCAUGUACUACAGAAACCUAAGCAAUAAAAUAGUUUAAUAUUGAA